Effrenium voratum is the source of this 360-nucleotide messenger RNA. Lineage: Eukaryota; Dinophyceae; Suessiales; Symbiodiniaceae. The record is from the annotation of a GenBank genome assembly.
AUGUCCGAGGCCGGGUGUCUGGGUGGUCUGCCUGACGUGGCGGGGCUUUACCAGUUUGUGCCCCCCGUGAACUUUGAGGAGCAGCUCUUCGGCGACCGGAUCCAGGCCGCGGAGUUGACGCGUUCGCGAUCCUUCUUGCGGGCUGCGCCCCCCUCUGCGAGACGGACAUCCAUCUUGGAGGCCUUUGGCGGCGCCUUGCUGCCCAGCGCAGGCUUCAUCCUCUUUUUCCAGAUGUGCAAAUGGUGGCAGCGCAGGAUCAGAUCCGAGCUUUCGACCCUUCCACGGCUGCGCCAACCAGCCGCGCGCUACUUCUGCCUGCGCGUCAAGACUGUGGUAAAGGGGACGGGCGCAGCUUGCUAG